Molecule: messenger RNA, 2289 nt
Organism: Iphiclides podalirius (scarce swallowtail)
Lineage: Eukaryota; Metazoa; Arthropoda; Insecta; Lepidoptera; Papilionidae
Source: the annotation of a GenBank genome assembly
AUGGAACGCGCAACUGGAACAGAAGUGUACGGGUGUGGCUCGCCCCAUUCUACAGACAUAACGCUAAAUAUACAAACUACAACUGGUGGUAAUUUCUCUGUCAGCUUGAACGGCAAAAAUACUGUAGAACACCUUAAAAAGUUGGUUUCAAAGAAGCUUAAAGUGUCGAAGGAUCGAAUAUGUCUUCUACAUCGCGAAAGUCAAUUGAGAGAUGGCACAUUGGAGGAGAAUGGUUUGCUGGACGGUUCGCGCGUCAUUCUGCUGCCGAGUGUCGAGACAGGUCUUCUGAGUCAGAGACCUGAAAAUUCAGUGAUGCAAGCAUUAGAAUUACUUAAUGAUACACAAGUUAAUGACUUUUUAAGUGGUAAAUCCCCUUUAAAUCUGACCAUGAGACUAGGUGACCACAUGAUGUUGAUACAACUUCAGUUAUCCACUUUAAAUUCUGGUUCAUCUAGUGGAACUCGAUCCUUACGGACAUCCACCCCAACCAAGAGUUCCAGUUCAAUGAGCACAAAGUCUGACCACACAGAAUCUCCCAGUCUGCAAAGUGUCCCACAGAAAUCUUUAAAAAGUGAAGAACUAUCUUUAGACUCAGAUAAAAUAAAACAUGAAACUGCUGCUCCAAUAUUACAGAAACAGGAUUUAGAAAUGCUUCAAAAUGCUUUUGAUUUAUAUCGUUCAAUGGCUGAAGAAAAAUAUGGUCACAAAAGUGAGCCUUCAAAAGAAGAGAUUCUGGACACCACAAGCUGUACCAUGUCAGAUCUAUCUGAUACAUCCUUAGAAGCUGAACAAUCACCCAUAAAAUCCCUAUCUAAUUUAGUGUCCAGCCCUAUGGAUGCAUCUGCUUCUGAGAGCAGAGAAGUCACUAUUGCAAAUUCUGUUAAAAGUAGCCUAAUAGACCUUUUAUCAAGUAAUAAACUUUCUAAUGAUGUGCUUCCAUCAACAAGUGCCAUGUGUGACAAACCUUAUGCAUCUACUUCAUCCCUUACACCAGACAGUUCCCUCAGUGAUGACAGUGAUAAUUUUGCAGACCAAAGUUCUUUCUUAGCUGAAAGUACCAUAGAUGAAUAUCCAAUGGAGAAUUUAUUUAACAGUGCAAUAGACAAGGGCUUAUUUGAAGUACAAGAUGAAUCAAUGAUGGAUAGGGAGAUCUCAAACUUGGCCACAACCAGUCAUGGUAGUCAAGAAUCCCCUAACGGUGCAUUACCUUCAUUCCAAAGUUUAAAUGAGCCCUUGAAGAAUAAACGCUUUCAGUAUCUGCUUCACAAAACAUCGAAGUUCAAACACCCAAUUGGACAAAAUAAACAAAAGGCAUUCAUGCAAUCUGUGGUCAAUAAGCACAAGAAAAGAAUGCAGAUGAGACAAGAAAUGCAAUCGCAACCAUCUACCUCUAGAACUGAACCUUAUGUGGCAAGUGCAAAAAAACCAACAUCUUUAAACACAAUGACCACUGAAGACCUUGCAACACCUUCUACAUCUAAAACAGUUCCUUUCAAAGCUCCAGACGCUCCUAAAAAACCACAAAGGGCUUCGGCCACUCCCCCAGUGGACACUAAAGCCUUAAUAGAAGCUUCGAAAAAUUUAACUCAAAAAUUAAAGAGGUUAUCAAAAGAAGUGCUUACAAAUAAACUAGAUCUCAGAAUGGCCGAGGAGUCUCUGCGUACAAAGUUUGGUCCUGGAGCUGUGAUAGAAUCUAUGAAGCACCAUGGUAAAGGAAUUUAUUCAGGUACUUUUUCCGGUACCCUUAAUCCGGCACUGCAAGAUAGAUAUGGUCGUCCAAAGAGGGAUAUAUCAACCAUAAUACACAUAUUGAAUGACUUAUUGUGUGCCUCUCCCCCCAUCUCAACUUUAGCACAGAAGGAUUCCAAACACAUCUGUUCCUUGGGAAUACCUGAUGAGGCUAACAAGUGCAUGUGCAGCCAGCCAUCAUGCUCCUACGGGCAAUGCGACGGCCACUCGCCGUCGACGUCGGUCUCUGCCGCUAAAACUUGCUCGUGCCAAAUCAAAGACUGUCAGUGCGUUCGUUUAGAUCCUAAUCUGUGUCCCACAUGUGCCGGUAAAUCCACAUCGGGCGAAAUGUGCAAGAAAUGUGACACUGCAAAGACUUUAGCAAUGGAGAAUUCAAAGACUAAGUGCAAAUUGGAACAACUGAGGCUCGUUAUGCAACAGAAGAAACAAAGACGGGAGGCGAGGAAACUGAAGACCUUGCCGUACACAAGUACACCCCCCAAGGGCAUUGGUUCACCGGACCCGGCGACACCAAUGCAAGAGGAGAUUGAGACAGUCGCU